This is a messenger RNA of Daphnia carinata, 2887 nucleotides long. RefSeq lists its product as uncharacterized. NCBI's taxonomy places the organism in Eukaryota, Metazoa, Arthropoda, Branchiopoda, Diplostraca, Daphniidae. The transcript has a single exon. The record is from RefSeq and is a predicted model, not a curated record. Bases 482 to 2368 code for a protein of 628 amino acids.
UACAUCUUUGAACAUCGUCCAAGUUUUCAACAAUCCUUUGUCAUUUAAAUCCCAUCUGGCUAUGCAUUUUUUAAAGUGCGAAAGUUCGCUGGUUACUAUGAGUUAUAAAAGAAAACAACACAGCUUCAACUAGUUAAAGACUUGCAAAGCCAUUACGCAGCUCACGACCUUGUUUCAGGACAAGUUAACGCCCACUGAUCGUCGGUGACAUCAUCCAAGGCCAUCGUUACACGUCACUCUUUUUACUACGUCACACACGUACAUCACAUGCAAUGCUAACUAGCUGUGUAGAUGAACAAGUCCAAAACUACACAACCAUCAACAUGUUUCGAUUCAAGUUCUUUGAUUCAAUCUUACAUCAGUUUGAAAUUUGAACAACUUGACUCAAAAUACUCCUUUGAUUCCAUCAGUUUUACUUAGCGCGAUAAACAUCCUCCCGCCACACCAAAAAAACUUAGCGAGGCAGAAGAAAGCACGGCAAAUGGAGACGAAAUGGAAUCAAGGUAAGAUGCCAAUGACCAGCACUUUAACGUCAAUGGGGAUAUUACCAUCAGCGGAUAAUGUGAGAAAGAAAACUAAAAAGGUACCUGAUGCAUCUCACGGUUUGAAAUUUGAAUCAAAAUUGUUGACGUUGUUUUGCAUCCGAGCCCUUGAGGCCGGUUGUAAGUUUGAAGUGACCAAAGAAAGGGAAGACCUAGGCGGUAAAUUUGAUGACGUGAUUUUCCGAUAUCUAGUCGUGGACGAUACGCUUAACGGUAAACCUUGGCGCUAUCGCUACCUGCAGGCCAAACACAGGCAGGAAGAGUCAUUCAAGAUAAAUGGGACUCACCUCCUCGAAGACAAUGAAAAGGGCCAUUUCAGCUUACCAAAAUAUUUCCGUUCUUUCUGCAAGAUGAGAACGAGAUGCGAAGACAUUCAUGACUGCAUCCUUUGCACAAACGGUGGUUUUGAUUUGAAGGAUGUCCAGGAAAAAGGCAUCGAGUUGGUGUCGAUUAACGACCAACCUGAAGACAUUUUAGAAUUUGGUCCGCAACAAAAGACAGCUCGUUAUAAACUGGAGUUCUCAAAAGAGUUACGAGGAAAAGCGUUAUGCGAUUGGUCAGACAUAGAUCGUCUUGCCAAACAGUUGCAAGUCUGCGCGCAAGAUCAAACAACAACUGAUAUAAGAUCCGGAGUCUUUAGCAGCUAUCACUUAGCUCUAGUCAAUGAACAUGUCAUUGAUUCUGCUACCAAAACGUUCCAUGUAGACUUCUUGAACAACGCUGAGGAUCUGUCAAACGGUGCCCAACAUCUUCGCCAAACCAUCAGCAAUUUAGCGGGGUAUGACUGGAAAAAGUGGAAAUUCGAAUUGAGUAACACAUUCGGAAAAAGCCAAACGUCUGCUGAAAUGGAAAACUGUCUACCGUUAAAAAUCACUGAGGCAGAUAUUGAUACAUACCUUGAUAAAGUCGUAUUUGUGGUGAAUAUGCCAAACGAAAAGGAAUUUGAAGACAUUUUACAAGUUGAAGAUGUGAAUAAGUACUACCCUCGUGAAGAAUGCUCCAUACAAACAGUCCGUUUGUUACACGAAAUGUCAGCUAAAUUCUCGAACAAGGUAAUGGGCUAUUGGUUAACAUCAGAAGAUGCCAAGAAGAUCCUAUUAGCUGGUGUUACAAAUGUCUCACAACAAUAUCAAGAAGAACUUGAAAACGAUAUGGCGUUCAACGAAGUGGCGAAACAAGACAUGGCCGUUAAACUAAAAGAUUUGCUUGCUAAUAAUGAAAGAAUUGAACGAAUUAUUACCCGAUCACCGAAGCAUACAGCUGUUAAAGUCGUUUCAGCCAUUCACAAGCUGGCGGAGUACAACAGGAAUGGAAGCUUUUUGGUGGUGACACUGAGUAGUCUAGAAGACAAGGAACGUUGGAGAAACAUUUUGAAAUUAAAAACAGAUUCUCACCAUCUUCUAAUUGUCGUUUGCGAUAAAGAAACACCUGAUCCUUGUGAUUAUGCAGAUCUUGUUCCGCAUGAUCAAAUAAACAACAAAAUAAUGUUCAUAUGUCGUGACAGAACUGCCGGAAUGAUGGACGAAAUCACUUACGCAGAUAUGAGUGAGAAAUUCCAAAAUGCUAUCCUGCAGAAAACAAUUUCGUUCCAAGGGACAAAGUUAACCGUGGAUGAGCUGGUUGUAAACGAACCGGACAAAGUCAUUGAUUGCCUUUCUAUAGAAGAGUUGCUGCUCCAGGAGAAAAAAGAAAUCAACAUUCCCCAACCGGACACAUACGACGAAGAAUCUGUAUAUAUCAAAAGGUGGUUGACGAUUGCAUUUAACGAAGCUUUUGAUACCAAAUUAGCAAAUCGCUUAAACUGUACGAUAGAUGAGCUCCACUAGAAAUGCAGAAUCACUGCGCAAGGUGAAAUUAAAUGGUUAGUCACAGACUACAAUCGUAAAUCCAUAUGGAAAGAAAUUAAAAAUCUUACGGAUGAAGGAAUGUCUUCAAACGCCAUCGAAGAGAGCCAACUCAUUCGUUUGGAGGAGGGAAGGGAACGAUUGCCCAUUGUUAUCAUAUCCGGUGUGGCUGGAACAGGCAAAUCAACUAUCCUUUCCCAUUACUACAUAAAAAUGAAACAAGCAAAACCAGACCACUGGAUCAUUAGAAUCAAUCUAGUAGAGCACCAAACCGCUUUCCCACAAUUAGUAACAAUUUCUGAAAACGACGCCGUUGAUUUCUUUGUCAAACAGUUGCACAUCGUUGCAAAUGACAGCCCAUUUUCUCGUUCAUUAUUGAGGCACCGAAUAAAAACGGGAAAGAGAAUUGCUUUCAUGUUUGAUGGCUUCGAUGAAAUCAGCCAUGAUUGCCAACAGAAAGUGAUUCGUUUGAUGAAACUACUCGCCAACAAGAAAACGAUU